Molecule: messenger RNA, 813 nt
Organism: Aspergillus nomiae NRRL 13137
Lineage: Eukaryota; Fungi; Ascomycota; Eurotiomycetes; Eurotiales; Aspergillaceae
Exons: 2
Source: RefSeq, a predicted model, not a curated record
AUGAGUGCUGAGGAAUUCCUCGCGGAUGUCGAACGCGGCGCGGUGCCGGUGGACUGCCAUGAUCGCGUGUUGCAGAUAGCUUUUAUCUAUAUGGAUGAGGGGCUGUGGGAGGGCAACGGCGUGUUCGAUGUUGUAGAGAAGCUGCACGCGCGCGGGCGGUCGUUUGGCGAGGGCGAGUUGAGGUUUAAUCGCACUCUGGAUAUCUUCUACCUCGCCCAGCUCGCAGCGGCCAUCUACCGCUCCUCCGCCCAACUCACCGGCGACUUCCCCUCCCCCUCGGAUUUCCCCGCCUUCUACGCCACGCACCGUGCGCUCCUCCACUCCUCCACAUGGCGCUCCUACUACUCCGCUGCCUUCCUCGCCCAACCCGCUACAGCCCGCUUCUACCGCCUGCCCGACCUCCAAGACCUGCCCGACUCCUCCUCCCCGCUGGGCCAGCCGCGCCAGCAACCACUUACCAGUGGCAGCGCACACGCCACGAAACUCCCUCGCUGGGCCUACAGUGUCGCGCGCACGCGUCGCAGGCAGCUCUCCCUCCCACUAGUGACUCUCACCCGAUUGGCCCUCAACACGCUUGAGACGACCACCGCGCGCCUGCGCACAGCCCACCCCAGCGUGCCGCCUUACUCGGAGACGCAAGCGCGCUUCUGGCUCGAGCAUAUGGAGCUCGGUUCCCCUGGCCCAUCCGGCCCAACCAAAGCAGCUUCCCAGCAAGCGUGGAAGCCGAACGGCUUCGGCGUAUUGGUCGCGCAGGGAGCGCUUGAUGUGUACGCGUGGGAAGCGCAGUACUCGACGCAGCGGGACAGUGGGGUG